Ctenocephalides felis (cat flea) is the source of this 1815-nucleotide messenger RNA. Its product is annotated as mitochondrial sodium/calcium exchanger protein-like. The coding region runs from base 1 to 1815 and encodes 604 amino acids. Gene Ontology annotation, biological process: monoatomic cation transport; transmembrane transport; intracellular calcium ion homeostasis. Gene Ontology annotation, cellular component: membrane. The record is from RefSeq and is a predicted model, not a curated record. Gene Ontology annotation, molecular function: calcium:sodium antiporter activity. NCBI's taxonomy places the organism in Eukaryota, Metazoa, Arthropoda, Insecta, Siphonaptera, Pulicidae. The transcript has a single exon.
AUGUCUGACAAAAUUAGAGCUAUAAUGUCAAAUUAUUCAUUAUCUCUUAUAAACGAAACCUUUGCAAAAUAUGGUGUUCGAAUUCAAAAACACGAGAAUUAUGUCUCUUCCGUGGAUGAAACUAAUUGCGCCAAUAUCUUGUCAGUGGAUCCUGAAGAUAGAUGUCAGUUUGUAAAAUCCACUGCAUCUUGCACAGAUGCCAUCCAAAUAAUCAACUACAUGGAAGUAUUUUUCUGUGAUCUACAAGAGCAUGAAUCUUGGAAAAUUUUUGGAUUGUCUUUGUCCAUGAUUUUGUUCGGCGUCUACAUUUUUGUCAUCCUUGCCAUCACUUCAGAGUACAUUUUUUGUCCAGCGUUAGCUGUGAUGGCCAAAAUAUUGCAUUUAUCAGAAAGUGUAGCAGGUGUCACGAUUUUGGCUUUUGGGAACGCUGCUGCUGAUAUUUUAGGAACUCUUAUGGAUGUCGAAGAAGAAACUCCUAUGAUUUAUACUGAAAUGUUGGGGACAGGAUUAUUUAUAUGCUGUAUGGUUUCUGGAUGCAUCUGCUUGAUUAAACCAUUUGUCGUGAAACCGCAGGAUAUUAUAAGGGACGUUCUAUUUUAUAUGUUUUCUGUAAUAUGGAUUUUUGGUAUCAUAAUAGACGAAUGCGUGGAAAUUUGGGAAGCUUUAUCAUUGCUUGGAAUAUAUGUGAUUUAUAUUAUUGUUGUAUUGAUUAUGCAUACACAUCAUACGCGUAAAAAGGGAUUUUUGGAAGCGGCGACUAUUACUUUUACAAUGCCUUUAAAAACUAUGACCAAAUCGAUUUCAGUUGCUCCUUUGAAAGCGUUUCGUUUUCAACAAACAAUCAUGGCACGAUUUGCAGAUCAACCACAAACCCAAGAAAGUGCUUCAACCAGCGAUAUCAAUAUGUUCAAAGAUUUUUUAAAUUACAUGAAACCUUUGAGCAAAGACGAAUGGGUUGCUUUGAGCACACCUUAUAAAAUAAUAGGAAUUUUUAAAAUACCUGUUAUCUUAUUUCUGCGUUUGGUUAUGCCGGUGGUGGAUUACGACUGUCCAAGAAAUGGAUGGUGUAAAUUAUUAAAUUCAAUCCAGUUUGUUAUUACUCCAAUAUAUGUCGUGGUAAUUCUGAGAUUUGCAGAUAAAGAUUUAUUUCACAUGGCUGGAUUUUCUAUGAAGUUAUGGUACGUAAUUUUUGUAAUUGGAUGUAUACCUAUGAUCGCUAUGUUGAUUAAAACUCGAGUCAAUACGCAACCAAAGUACCACGAUUUGAUGUCAUUUGUAUCAUUCCUGAGUACCACAUCAACCAUACAUUUUUUGUCAGAGGAAGUAGUGUCAAUUGUAACGACAUUGGGCAAAGUUUUAAGGUUGUCUAAUGACAUCCUUGGUUUAACAGCCUUGGCUUGGGGGAACGGAAUUGGUGACUUGGUGUCCAACAUUGCCAUUGCUAGGCAAGGUUUGCAGAAAAUGGCAUUUGCUGCUUGUUAUGGAGGACCUAUGUUGACAACAGUGUUGGCGAUGUCGAUUGGUUUUAUAAUCAGGGCUUUGAAUUCGCCUUAUCACAAAGCUGCAGUUCGACCAGGAGCUCUUGGAAGAAAUUGUGUGGUUUUUCUAUGUUGCACACUUACGUCCACGGCGUUUAUGAUUUCUUUGACGAGAUUCCAUGCUAGAGCAAGUCAUGGAAUAUUUCUUAUGAUAUUGUAUGCUACAUUUUUGAUGUUUUGUAUUUUGGCGGAGAUGUCUUUGAUACAUCCUUAUGGGACUGAUCAUAACCCAGAACCGGAGGAGAGUAUUCAGGACGUUUUACUGGAUAUCGCUUGA